Rubroshorea leprosula is the source of this 1817-nucleotide messenger RNA. NCBI's taxonomy places the organism in Eukaryota, Viridiplantae, Streptophyta, Magnoliopsida, Malvales, Dipterocarpaceae. The record is from the annotation of a GenBank genome assembly.
AAGGUUGCAAAGGCGUUUAAGGCUCAUUCCUUAGGACUUUUUAGCAAAAAGACAUUAGCUUUCCAAAACUUAGGCAAAAAUGGCUUCUUUUCACGAUGUAAGAGAGCUUUGGGGUAACCAAGCGAGGAAAGAAGAAGAAAGUGUUAUAUUAGUGGAACCAAUUGCCAUGAUAGUGCCACCAGAGUUGCAGGAUUUGCCCGGAACCAUCACACCAAAGAGCAGCGCUGGUUCGAGCGCAGGUGGUGAUUCUGGCAAACAACGUUCUUCAACCUCUAGGAAUUCGUCUAUAGAAGGGACACCCAGUGAGGCGGGGAAUGAGGUAGAAGGUGUUAGAAGCCCUUCUUCAGCACUUGUGGCGACGCUUCACCAUGAGAUCGCAGACGGCGCAGCUACUAUUAAGGGGUAUAAAAGAUUGAGGGAAAUGGUGAGAGAUUACCAAAUUCCCAAAACAAUCUUGAUACGAACUGGCACAAAGAAUAAGAAAGCGUGCUCAGUAUCUGCGACGAGGUGGGUGAUAGUAUACGUAGAUCAUUUUGACACCGGUCUACAUUUUCCUCUGCCUGGGCUGAUUUUUGAUGUUUUGGCAAAGUAUGAGUUGGCCCUAAUGCAGCUGACUCCCAACAGCAUAAAGUUCAUUAUAGGGUUUAUGUUUUUGUGCGAGAGGUUAGAGAUACCUGCAAAAGUGGUGGUCUUCAGGUUGCUCUUCUUAUGCCGUUAUGCCCCUUCACCAGCGGAACAAGGUGGAGAAAUGAGCAACAUAUUAGAGAGGCAGCACCAGAGGACGAGCUUGGGGUCUAAGCCUGUUUCAGCCGCUGCUGCGACACGGCUUUCCAACGUACCACCUGCACCGACACGUGAUGUUGCUAACCCCCAGCCCUCCUCAGCAUUUGUAUCGGGGCCCAGAAUUGCAUACCCUAAGGGCUUUAGCUAUGUUCGGACUGAUUGCCAGGCCACCAUGAACUCGGAGAUGGCAAACCAAGCAGCGUCAAUGGAGAGCCGAGCUAACGAGUUGGCCUGUAAGGUCAACGAACUAAGAGAUGAGCUAAAGAAAGCUCAAGCCAAGAGGGAGAGAGGCAUUCAAGUUGCCAAGGAGGAGGCCAAUCAUGCUGAAGACCGAGCCAAAAGAGCUAAAUCUGACAGGGACAAGGCUCUUUACGAGCUAAACUCCCUAAAAGAUAGGGUUGCAGAAGCCAACCAGAAUGUCGCUCCGGCUGAGGCGUCCUUGGAGCAAGCCAAGAAGUGCCACCAGCACGUUAUCUGCUUUGCUCGGGCACAAGGAGCUGAGUGGCUAGUUGGAGCAGAUAUGUUCCAAGACGCCGUGGCAGUUGCCUCAACAAACACAACCACGGACAUCUACAAUGAGAUUCGUGGGAAGGAACUGAACGAAGAGGGAGUGCUAGUGUGGCCUCCAUCAAUUGUAGAAGAGGGGGAGGAUAUUGAGGGCUUGCUAAGCUUUGAUGCUUGGGUGGCAGAGCCCCUUGAAGUGCAAGCCGAACCAUCGAGCACUCCCCCGACCUCUCAGCCCACCAUCGCUCCAGCUCUCCCCUCACCAGCUCUGUCAUGUCCUGCUCGACCUACUACUACGCCUACUGACGCGUCCAUCCCCGUCAACCUGACAGAUGAUUAGUUUAGGAUUUUUUUCUCUUCUUUUGUACUUUUGUAUUGGUCAUUUGACCCAUUUACCCUUUAAAUUGUUAUCUCUUGUACUUCAAAUGUAAAUUUUGAAUAUUAAUACAAAUUUGGAGAUUUUUUGGACUUUCUGUGUUUAUUGAGCUGUGUACAUUCUUCACAUUUCUGAAUACACUUUGUUGAUAAGA